Molecule: messenger RNA, 5294 nt
Organism: Phyllostomus discolor (pale spear-nosed bat)
Lineage: Eukaryota; Metazoa; Chordata; Mammalia; Chiroptera; Phyllostomidae
Gene: MPV17L
Product: MPV17 mitochondrial inner membrane protein like
Exons: 4
Coding region: 86-676 (196 amino acids)
Cellular component (GO): cytoplasm; membrane
Source: RefSeq, a predicted model, not a curated record
CUGGAGGAGGCAGGUGCAGGUGGCGGAAGGAGGCGUCGGGAGUGCAAGGACGGCGGCGGUCGCAGGCUGUACCCCACCGCGAGGCAUGGCGGGCUGGUGGUGGGCACUGCCGCGCGCAGCCGGGCGCCACCCGUGGCUCUCGAACGUGCUGCUUUAUGGCGCUCUCUGCUCGGCCGGCGACGCACUGCAGCAGCGGCUGAGCGGUGGCCCCCCCGACUGGCGGCAGACGCGGUGCGUGGCCACCGUGGCCGUGGUUUUCCACGCCAACUACAACUACGUGUGGCAGCGCCUGCUGGAGCGCGCGGUGCCAGGACGCACGCCGCGCGCCAUCCUGACCAAGGUCCUUUGGGACCAAGCAAUGGGCGCACCAGUGGCCAUUUCGGCUUUCUACACCGGUAUGAGUAUCCUCCAGGGAAAGGAUGACAUAUUUUUGGACCUGAAACAGAAAUUCUGGAAUACAUAUAAGAGUGGUCUGAUGUACUGGCCUUUUGUACAGCUGACCAACUUUAGCCUUGUUCCCGUGCAAUGGAGAACAGCUUACACUGGACUCUUCGGUUUUCUGUGGGUCUCCUUCCUUUGCUAUUCACAGCAGAGUGGUGAUGGCACACUGAAGUCAGCUUUCACCUCCCUUCAUCCAAAGGAGGCCAACCAAGUUGAAAGGCCCUCAGAGAAAUAAGAAAUCAAGGACUGCCUGAAAGUGACAAUAUUUUUCCUGAAAUGCAGUAAAUUGCCUGCUGAUAAAAUUCUCUACUUACCUGCAGUUAUGUGCUCCAUUGGAAGAAUUAUUAUUCCAUAGACCCCCUUGUUUCUUAAUGAUCAAUAGUUACUUUAAAUUUUAUCCAAACCUUUUUUCCUCAUUCUAGCCUGAAAGUAUUACUUCUCUAAUGUUUUCACUUCUUUAGUACGUUGGUAAAUACCAAUAACAGUGGUUAAAUGACAUUUUGUAAUUGUUACUAUUUCUAAUAUUUUAAGGCCAUUUAAUUAUACUUGAUGCGUUUAAUUAUUAAUGCCAUUUAAGGAACCUGUUUUGAUUGUAUACAUCUCUUUUCUAACAUCUCAGGUUAUCCCUAAACAGUUGGAUCUGAUUACUUUUUAUACUAAAAUAGUUCUUAAUAGUAAAAUUCUAUUUACAUAGAACUCAAUCAAAGACAAGAUUAAGUAACUAGGUUCCUCCCCACUCCAAUACUAUGUAAUUAUUUUAUGCUGAUACUAAAGUUCUGUAAGUAUAUUUUAUAUCAUAAAAAAGUAGUGUCUGAUUGGUAUAGAAUAUAUUUGAUGUCUUCUAUUGUAAUUUUUAUGUUAAGUACUUUUUAGCUAAUAUUUUUUAGUUUUGACCAUAUUCAGUACCUCAUUUCUCAGACAUAUAAAAUUUUACUUCUUAAAGAAAUAUAUUGAGUGAAGUUUUGGGGGGAAAAAAAAGAAAGUAUUUUUCUGCCCCAGCCAGUGUGGCUCAGUUGGUUAGAGCAUUGUUCCAUAAAACCAAAGGUCACGAGUUUGAUUCCCAGCACAUACCUAGGUUGAGGGUUUGGUCCCUGGUCAGGGUGUGUUUGAGAGGCAAGCGAUCAGUGUAUCUCUCACAUUGAUGUUUUUUUCCCCUCUCUCACUCUCUCUCUCUCUUCCCUUCUCUCUAAAAUCAAUAAGCAUGUUCUCAGGUGAAGGUUAAGAAAAUAAGAAUUUUUCAAUUUUUCUUCCUUUGGAAGGAAGAAUUCUAUUUCAUAAGAGGUCUGUAUGGAAAAAGUCCAGUCAUUGUUUAUAUAAUGAGAACAUUUUGUGUGACAUCAGUGUAACCUGGCAGCCAAGGAGAGUGGACUGGAAUUUGCAUGCAUGAACAAUGACGACUUCACUGUACUAGUCAGGGGGUGGUAGACACCACUGAGUGAGCAUGUGUACUGUUUGGGCGUCACAUUCAAAAUGACUGAACAAAUAGAGCAAUGAAUCUGCAUCAAAUUUUGCAUUAAGCUUGAACAUUUCUCCGAGGAAACUAUUCAGAUGAUUCAGAAGGCUGCAGCUAUGGGCAACUGGUGAUUGGCAGCUUCAUCAGGGCAACAUGAUCACUCAUGUAACACAUCUUGUGUAGAGUUUUUUGGCAAAACAUCAAAUCACCCAGGUGACUCAGUCCCCUUAGGGCCCAGAUUUGGUGUCUUGGGACUUGGGACUUUUCCUGAAACUAAAAUCAUCUUUGACAGGAAAGAUUUCAGACCAUCAGUGAGAUUCAGGAAAAUACAACAGGUCAGCUGAUGGUGAUUGGGAGAACUGUGUGAGGUCCCAAGGUUUCUACUUUGAAAGGGACUCAGGCAUCAUUGUCCUGUGUACAAUGUUUCUUGUAUUUUGUAUCUUCUUCAAUAAAUGUCUCUAUUUUUCAUAUUACAUGGCCGGAUGCCUUCUGGACAGACUGUAUGUUUCCAGGGAAAAUAGUUACCCCAAACUUCAUGCUGAUGUUAUAUUUUAAAAAAUCAAAUAUUUAAAUUAAAUUUUUAUAGGUAACUUUUAAGGUAAACAAGAGAAAGUUGAUUCAGUCUUUCGUAUUUACUGUUUGUCUCACCUCAAAACAAAUGGUUUUAACAAUUAUAUGAGUAUCUCAAAAAUUUUUAGCAAAUUUCAUGUUAGAACUGAACCACAAUUCUGUUGCUUCCACUGAACUAUUGCACAAAUUUAAAGGUGUGAAGCACUGUGCUGGCUGGGUAGCUCAGUUGGUUAGAGCAUCAUCCUGAUACAUCAGGUUUCAGGUUUGAUCCCCAGUCAGGGCACAUACAAGAGUUAACCAAUGAAUGCAUAAAGAAGUGGAACAACGAAUUGAUAGUUUCCUCUCUCUCCCUUCCUUACUCCAUCCUUCCUCUUCUUCUUUCUCUUUAAAAUAAAUUUUUAAAAAUGUGAAGCACUGAAAUGUUAAUAAAUUUAUCUUCAGAAUUUAUAUUUAUAUUUAAGAUUAAUUUAAGAAUGUAUAUUUAAAAAUUUUAAGCAUAUAACUUGUAAUAUAAAUUUGUGUAAACCAUAAGUAUAUAACUUUAUAAGUAUAUGAUCAGUUAGAAUUUUAUUUUACAUUAUUGGGACAAUGGUAAGAAAUUUCUAGAUAGUUUAAUUUUAAAUUCUAUAACAUGGAUGGAUCUGGAGAAUAUUAUGCUAAGCAAAAUUAAUCAGAAAAAGCUGAGAACCAUAUGAUUUCACUCAUAUGUGGGACAUAAAACUGAAACUCACAAACACAGAGAACAGUAUGGUGGUUACCAGAGGGAAGCAGGCGGAGGGUAGUAAAGGGUAAAGGGGGCCAGAUACACGGUGAUGGAAGAUGAUUUGUCUAUGGGACGUGGGCACACAGUGCAACACAUAGAUAUUGUGUCAUAGAAAUGUACACUUGAAACCUAUAUGAUCUUACUGACCAAUGUCACCCCAAUAACUUUAAUUUUAAAAAUCUAAAUUUGUUAUUUGUAUUGUCUUAAAAGUAAUUGAUACCACAGAAAAGCUAUUUCACAAUACAUAAGACAAAUCUUGUCAUUAAAAAAAUAUAUAUAUGCAGAGUAACUCUAGUAAGUACUAUCUGCAAUCUCUGAGCUGAGCUUCAGCAUUACUUUUAUGUUGGAAGAGUAGUGUGUACAUUUUGUAUGAAAGUAAUUGGGAAAACAGACCUUGUUUAUACUGUGGAGGGGAAAAAGCUUAUUAUUCAUUAAAGACUAUGAUAAUCUUUGGUCAAUAAUGGUUUAUUCUGUACUAUAGAACAUACUGAUGUCUAGCAUGCAUUUUCUGAAUUUUUGCAGAUAACACACGUUCAAUUUUUAAUGCAAGUGUAUGUUUGUUUUUGUGUGAGGGAUGGAACUUAUUCCAAAUAAUGCAAUGUUUGUUUUAAAUGCUGCCAUCCUUGGUAAAGUGCAUUCUAGACCUUCUGGGACUUAGAGCCAGGUAGGUGGACCCCAUUCUACCUCCAAAUUACCCCAUUCUGUAAGGUUUCUUUAACUUGGUUGUGUUGCCUUACCAUGUCUUCUGGUCCCAUGUUUGCUCAGGCAAAGGCAAAACCUAUAAUUUGUUUUCCUUAAUGGAGUUGAGGUGGACUGGGUUUUCAAAGCAACUUAACCUAAUAUGUGUAGAAAACAAAAGGUAAAUUUGGAGGAUGUCCAAAGAAUUUCUUUAAAAAACCCUUACAGAAUAUGGAUUUCUGAUUCUCUCAUAGUGAGCUUGAACUCAGGGGUCACAAAUCCUGUCCUAGGUCCAGGCAUUUGGGGUAUAUAUCCUGUAGUGGCUCCUCCAUGGCAUUCUUUCCUGGUUCCCUGGUUCUCACUGACGAUGUCAUUGGCCCUGGGAGCUGUCUUCUUGGCCCUGCUGCUACCAUUAAAAUCAAGAGUGCCCAGGUCCUAUCCUUUUGGACUGCCAGUUUCCAUUUAUAGUCUCAGAGGUAGGCCUCCUACUAAAAUCAUUGGAAAUGGUUUCGCAGUGCAGAGAAUCUUCUACACAAAUGGAUGUGACCACUCUUAAUAACAAAUGUUAUUAAAUGGAAUGUAAAGAGGAUAAACAUGAUAACCAUGUUAAGAGAAGUUCAUAGUCUAGUUGGGAGUAUAAGUAAAAAAAAAGUGUUAAUCUGGUUCUCAGGACAUCUAAUCCAAUUCAUCACUCAUUGCUUCAUUAGCAUCUGUAACAAGUGGUCAAUAGAAAGCUUGAAUUUUACUCAAGUAAUGCCACCCAACUGUAGAUUAGUGGCAGAAGCAGUAGGUACUUUGAAAUCAUGGUGCCCUGGGUAAUCUGGGAAGGCUUCAUGGAGGAGCUGCCUGAGUUGAGCCUCAAAGGCUGGAAAGUCACAAGACUCUGGUCUGUGAACUGUGAUGGUAGGAUCAGAUGAGAUACAGUCUUGAGAGAGAGCAGUGAGAAAGAAAAGGCAUUUAAGCUCUAACACGGGAAAUUUCCAUUGCCCACUCCUCAACUUUGAAUAAUGUACAUGCUUCUAUCCAGUUUACUUGUAAUUAAAAAUGAUUUGCAACCUACCUUUUCAUUUGUGGGAAAAUUAAUAAAAGCUAAUUCUAUUUUAUCUAUAUCAUAGUUGGUUUGGUGAGAGAGAAUGGGGCAAUGUGAGAGUUUGCAUGUGUUUAAAAUUUUCUAAUGCCAAUUCUGAGAGGCAUGUGAAAAUAUUUUCCACAAAAUCUGUUCAGUAAGGUAAUUCAGUGUACAAAGUAAUUGAUGAUUUGCCCACUAUGCAGUCUGUGAAAUUGGCAUUUAGGGGUUCCUACAAAUGAAGGGUACUUUAGGAAAACUCUGUCUUAUAAUGUAUUGAUUCUCUUUGGGCCACAGUAGGAAAACUAAUGAGUGGAAAGGAU